Molecule: messenger RNA, 3357 nt
Organism: Fukomys damarensis (Damara mole-rat)
Lineage: Eukaryota; Metazoa; Chordata; Mammalia; Rodentia; Bathyergidae
Gene: Arl15
Product: ADP ribosylation factor like GTPase 15
Exons: 5
Coding region: 117-731 (204 amino acids)
Molecular function (GO): GTPase activity; GTP binding
Source: RefSeq, a predicted model, not a curated record
CGGCUGCUCUCGGUUAUUUUCGCUGUUGCUGGCUUUUUCUGGAGCUGUUCGCUUGCAGCCCGAGACGCUGCUUUUUUUCCGGGUUCGGAGCUGUUCCGGAUGCUUUAGGUUGCCGGAUGUCUGAUCUCCGGAUAACUGAGGCGUUUCUGCACAUGGAUUAUCUGUGUUUUAGAGCGCUUUGCUGCAAGGGACCACCACCUGCGCGACCAGAGUAUGAUCUGGUAUGCAUAGGGCUCACAGGUUCUGGCAAGACCAGCCUGCUCUCAAAGCUGUGCAGUGAAAGCUCUGAGAAUGUCGUGUCAACCACAGGUUUUAGUAUAAAGGCAGUGCCAUUCCAGAAUGCCAUCUUGAAUGUAAAAGAACUUGGAGGAGCUGAUAAUAUCCGGAAAUACUGGAGUCGCUACUACCAAGGAUCUCAAGGAGUAAUAUUUGUAUUAGACAGUGCUUCUUCAGAGGACGAUUUAGAAACUGCUAGAAAUGAACUGCACUCAGCUCUUCAGCACCCACAGUUAUGCACUUUACCCUUUUUAAUAUUGGCCAAUCAUCAAGACAAACCAGCAGCCCGCUCGGUGCAAGAGAUCAAAAAAUAUUUUGAACUUGAACCACUUGCACGAGGAAAACGCUGGAUUCUGCAGCCCUGCUCGCUGGAUGACAUGGAUGUGCUGAAAGACAGCUUCUCUCAGCUGAUAAGUUUGUUAGAAGAAAAAGACCAUGAAGCUAUGAGAAUGUGAAUCUAGCAGAAAAAAAGCGAGUUCCUAAAAGGCCUUGAACCUAUCAUGUUAGUUUCUUGUUUUAAUUUUAUAUUGUUAUUAGGACUAUCAUGACUCCACUAUCUAUUUCCUGCUAGUUAUUUCAGGCUCUCUUCUCUCUGUUAAAGUGAAUAUUCUGUAAGUCAGGUGAAUUAUCAUCAGCAUUAAUGUCAAGUACACUACUGAGAGAGAAUUUAUUCUCUGUUUACCACUAAUUAUCUUCACCGCCUGUCUCUUCCUUCUGUUGUUCUGUGCAUCUCUUUUAUACUUUGUGCAAAAAUGGAUGGAAUUCAUGGCUCACAGAAAUCAAAUCCCUUAUGAUGGACGAACUAAGAAAGACUCAGUACCUUGACGAAUUUUCCCUGGUUUGGGAGUGAAGUAUUGUGUCACUGAGAUGCCACAUAAUAUGUAUGUCGUUUUUCUGUUUUGUUUUGUUUUUUUUUUUUUACUCUUAUUUGCCUUUUUAUAUACUCACCCUAUAGAGUAUGAGUGAAAAGUGAGUACCAAAAAUUUUCCUUUAUCAUUGUAUCAUAAAGGAAUAUCCUGCCAUAGUAAAUUUAGCCUUGAAGAACUUAAAGACCAGAUGCACAAUGUUUCCUUGAUUAUAUCUGAGGUCUCACUUUAUUCCCUCUUUUAAGAGCAAAGACACUGUUUUAGAUUUUGAGGAGUUGAAGGCAGUUUCGGCACAAUGCAUGCAUUAUUAAUUACAUUUAAUUGUGUCCUCAAAUAUUUUUAGUGGAAUAAUUAGUCUUCAUUAAAUCAAGCUGCAACAUAAUAUACAUGCCUUUUUUUUCUAAAAUUCAAGUGUUAGAAAUAGAGAAAAUAAUUUUUUAAAUAAUAGAUUAAAAUUUUAAAAUAGCCAAGCAAAGUAUAGUUUUUACUUAUUUGGGUUUAAGCUGGAAUGGAUUUGACAAAGAUAUCAAAGACAAAAAUCAUCUGUAUAUUUAUUCAUUAAGUGCUAAUGUAGUUUAAUGGAGUCUGUUAAAGCCUCCAACUAGUAAUUAAAGGUCUAUCAGUAUUUCUAUUCUAAACCUCUAUUUUCAGGGGUUUCAAUGUGCCCUUUAAAAUAUGCUGGAGCUGCAGCAGGUAAAUAAUUUGAGGGCCUGAAUUCAGUCUUUGGAACUAAUUUUUUCCAUGUUAUUAAAUGAUAAAACUGCGUGGAGAUAAAUGUAGUUUUAAUAAGGUUUAAUGCCUUUGACCUUUUCUAAAUCAGGAAUAAUCUAUGGAUAUUGAGGUUCAUAGAUGAAAUAUUCUUUGGCACAUUUUCUAGACAUUUGACCACUUAUUAAAAUACUAAGUGGCCAAAUGAUAGAAAACUGCUCCCUACACCUGAGCAGUAAAAAACAUACUUGUAAUUUUUAAGUAGUGUAGACUGAUACCCAAAUACCACAGACUCCUACUGUGUUAAAAGAUGACAUCAAACCUGGUAAUUCUCCCCAGCCAGUAUACUUCAGACUCUUCACAUCAUUCAAAGACAGUUUUGUGAUUUAUAUUUAUAAAUGGAUUUUAAUGACAUCAUCACCUUUGAAACAUCCAACAUUUCUUUAUGCUCCCCUUCCACUGUCAAGGAUCCCAAAAGAUCCACAGUAUAUACAAUUUUGUCUGCAAUUUCCUUGAAUAUUUCUAACACCAUGCAAUCCGUGAGUAGCACAGAACUUCUAUUCCAAUGAUCAGUUGCACAAUUCCUGUUUUUAUUUUGUCCUAUUGUGCUCAUCUUCUAUGAAACAAUAAGUGAUUAUUAGGCCUUGCUUUCCCUGCAAGUUCAUUAAAUGUAAAAUGUUGUCUUUUUAAAGAUACUGUGGCUCAGUGUGCCCAAGCCAUCUGUUAAAUGACUUCCCGUUGUCUGUGUGUGUUCAUGUGUGCGCCAGUGAUGGGCUUCUCCUCAGACCCAAGACUGUCUGCAGUGUCUCAGCCGUCAGAAUGAAAACAUUAUCAAUCAGUACCCAACAACAGCUGUUUUUGACAAGUUUCUGUCUGACGCCUAAUGCUUUACAACUGUCAAUAAGGCUCCUUCUUUGUCUAGCAGGUCGGAGCUCGCUGUCUUGCUGCUUUCAGAGCAGCAUCCUGUCCUUGUAACCCUAGAAUUUGCCACGUUUUGGAAAUCCAUGUGGGGGAGGGGUGGGGCCUUGUUGGGGGGUGGAAGCCAGGAGGGGGGUGUGUGUCCUAUUCCUACUUUCCAGUAAAGUGCCACAGGUGUCUUAGUUUGCAUAUUCAAAUAUUAUAUAGGGAAAACAGUCUGUUGUGUAUUUCUUCAAUUAGCUUCUUGUUAUAUUUAUGGAAGUUACCAGUUUUUGUACCUUCUUAGCUACAGCAGUUGCCUUUUUAAAAUGGCAAUUAAUUUAUAUAAAACUUUGUACCUACUGUAGUUUACAGUAUCAGUUGCUAUUAACUGCCAUAUUGCCCUGUCUUUCUAUUAAAAAUACUGUAUCUAUAUUAAGGAUUAACAAAUUCAUGUGGGCAUUUGCCAAACAAGAAGAACUUGUUAUUGUCCUUGAUUUAUAUAUGAUUCCCGGUAUCAUCAAAUGAAAAUAAAUGCUGAGUAGAACUGAUGUUUUCAGACUGACUCCUUUGGCCAUUAACAUUUGGGAGUCCCAGGCUUCUGUUUACA